Molecule: messenger RNA, 1836 nt
Organism: Sebastes umbrosus (honeycomb rockfish)
Lineage: Eukaryota; Metazoa; Chordata; Actinopteri; Perciformes; Sebastidae
Exons: 10
Coding region: 242-1780 (512 amino acids)
Source: RefSeq, a predicted model, not a curated record
CAAUGGCGGAACAACCUACUGAAAAGCUUGCUAUUCCAGCAUUGGCAGCAACUGCCUACACCUCAAAACAACCCAAAAAAAGAAAGACAGACUUUCAAAAAGACAGUCCAAAAGAGAGUCCGACAAUAAGCGGAAUAAAACGCGUGUCAAUAUCGGCGAAGCGUUUCAGCGGUGGAGAGAUCUCCGGGACAGCAUCGGCCUCACGUUGGACUCCGAGCUAGCCGUUCUUCUCCUGGACAGUAUGACAUCACUUGAUUUGAAUGCUGACCGCAUCAAUGUAGAGGAGUUCAACGACAUUCAGAAUUCCAUCAUUGACUGGGCAGAUGACACCUUGUGCCACGCUGAAGAGACAGAGUCUGUCUCAUCUUUGGAGGAGGAGGAGGAGACCAGUGAUGACGACAGUGAUGCUGAUUACAUCUUCCCUUUGUGUGUCCGAACUGGUGGUGCCCUCCCCUCUACGAGCAUUCGCUUGGAUGCACUUCUAGCCAUAAGUAUGGAGGACACUGUGCAUGACUCUUCAGACGUCGGUCCCACUCUCACAGAUGCACCUGAGAUGCCAGAAAAGCUCCAGCCCCAGAGAGAAGAUGAGGUCAUUGGCCAGCCAGCUUCUAUUGCCUAUCAUCUAAACUUGAAGCUGCUGGCUGAGUACCUUCUGCUGCCCAUCCCCAUGUGUACCGCCAAGGACCCUGUUACCAAUGCAGCGUGCCAGGCCCAUGGACCCUUUCAGGUGACGGUCAAAUCCAGGGCCACAGCUGCCAUCAUUGAGUGGACGUUUCCCUUUGGUCAUAUUGUGUGGCGUUCAAGUUCACAGUCCGCUCUCAAGUAUGGGAUGCUGAUAGGGGACUUCAUGUUGGCUGUCAAUAUCCUCCUCUCUGGAAACAACUAUGCGAAAGUGGCAUUACUGUUCAAAUUUAUGAACAUGGGGAUGGUGGGAAGGUCCACAUUUUUCAAAAUACAGGACACCUACUGUGUGGACACCAUAAAACAGUUCUGGGAAGAAAAGCGAGGAUUAGUUAUUUCCCAGCUAAAGCCCAAAGCCAGUGUCGUGGCCCUGGGAGAUGGUCGGAUGGACAGCCCUGGAUUCUGUGCACAGUACUGCACAUAUAGUGUGAUGGAGAAUGACUCUAAAGACAUCAUCUCCAUGGUGACAGUGGACAAACGUGAAACGGCGCGGAACAGUGUCAUCAUGGAGAAGGAAGCCUUCAUCCGGACUUUUGACACACUUCCCAAGGGCAUAUAUAAGUCAUGGGGAGUUCGCCAUACCCUUGACAUGUGGCACGGAUCGAAAAACCUUGGAAAGAAGAUCCACCAGGCGAGCCAGCAGAAGGGGUGCUCCAUUUUACUCAUUUGGAGCAAGGAUGUGUGCAACCACUUUUGGUUUUGUGCCAAAAUGUCGGCAACCUAUGACGACUUCUUUGACAUGUGGGCUGGCCUACUCCAUCACGUCACAGGAGCACACGAGUGGGCUCUUGGCGCCUGUCACCAUGGACCCUUGUCGGACAACAGGGACAAGGAAUGGAUAGAGAAGGGAUCUGUGGCACACAGAGCACUCAUUGAGAUAGUGCUAAAUGCACGCUGGCUGGGUGAAGUAGUGAAGUACCUGGGAUUUAGGUCUACAGCAGAACUUGAGUCAUUUCACAACCACAUACUGAUGUAUGCCAGCAAGAGAUUCAGUUUCACCCCGCCCGUCUAUUCAGCUCGCACCCUACUUGCUGGUUUGGAUUAUAAUCAUCAUGUCCACCGACCAGUGCAGAGAAAAGCUGAUGGCUCCAUUGAGUAAGUUCUUAAAAUUGACAACAGUAUACCCACUAAAACGGAAAUAUAUUAGUUUUAUAA